GCAUUGCUUGGCUGACCACAACCAUCACCCUUGGGACGAAAGCUGGCUCGCCUCCACGACCGCAAAGCCUAAACCAUAGUCCAUAAUCGCCAGCAUGGCGCAGAAAGCCACCAAAACCCUCGCCGCAUCCAACGCGCGCCGCCUCAACCAAACCCUCUAUGCAACCCUCUUCAUCCACGGCCUCUUCUGGCUGCUGCGCGCCUUCGUCUUCCGCUCCAGCUUCACGCGCCGCUCGCUGAUCCUCUACCUCGUCCUCUCCGCCCCGCAGCUCUUCAUAAACUUCCAAUUCGAGCGCAUCGCACGCCCGGUCUACCACCCCGAUGGCAGCAUUAAGCGCGCGGGCGAGGAUCUCGAAGCGAAGGGGCUGACCGAGUAUAUGUGGGAUGUGAUGUACUGGACGUACGGAUGCAUACUGCUGGCCAGUGUUCUGGGCGACUGGGCGUGGGUUUGGUGGGCGGUUGUUCCGCUGUACUCGGUGUAUUUGGCGUACACGACGUAUACGGGGAUGAGGGGCGGAUUUACGGACGCGGCGGGCGUGCCGCAGCCGGGCGCUGCGAGUAAGCGGCAGCAGAAAAUGGAGAAGAGGGGUGGGCAGAAGGUCCAGUAUCGAUGAAGAGGGGAGCACCCGUGGACAGCAAACUUCACAUGACGAGCCGCAACAGAAGACCAACACCCAGCGCUAGACGAUUGGUAGAAAGGAGUGAAUGCAUUCAAUGGAAACGGAUGCACCCAGAUGUUCCGCCCGUCUUCGCGUGGGGUUAAGGUGCGAAGGAGGGGAAUGAUGCCUGGAUUCGCGCCAUCUGGGGUUGGCAUAUCUGAGAACAGAAGCCAGAAAGUAGUGUAAAUGCUUGCUUCUUCAGCAUUCGGAGCGUGCGGCACCCAACGCAAAGACACCCGCUCCAGUAUGCUACAUGGAAUAUAUGGAAUAUACACAAUGAUAC
Trematosphaeria pertusa is the source of this 941-nucleotide messenger RNA. RefSeq lists its product as uncharacterized. The transcript has 2 exons. Lineage: Eukaryota; Fungi; Ascomycota; Dothideomycetes; Pleosporales; Trematosphaeriaceae. Gene Ontology annotation, cellular component: intracellular membrane-bounded organelle. Gene Ontology annotation, biological process: vacuolar protein processing. Bases 95 to 613 code for a protein of 172 amino acids. The record is from RefSeq and is a predicted model, not a curated record.